UAUCAGUAGGAGGGGCAGGGGGGAUUAAAUGACAACAGUGCUCUAGUGAUUUGCCAGCGUUUUAGCUUUGAUGUAGAGAGUGGAGAGCAGCGUACCGAAGGAUUGAUGGGUGUGUGAGAACUCCCAACACGCCAAAAGAAAAGCAACAAGAAAUAUACGCAGAAGUAAAGUUGCUCCAACAGCUCUUUCAGUAUUGAGGGAAUUAAAGGGACAUAUCAGUAGUUGACAUGAGGCUGGUCAGUGCUGGCGUCCGAGCCCAGAGGGCUGCUGAGCCGUCCGAACCUGAAUCAGAGGAAGCUACAGAGCCAGCUCAUCGUGAGCACUCUCACUCAGAGCACCAUGAACACGCACACACAGAACACCACGACUACAACAACAUGAAGGAAAAGUUCAUGAACGAACUAAGUCAUCUGCCAAUUCCCAUGUGGGCAGUAGGAGCCAUUGUUGUCCUGGUCCUAGUGUUGGUGGCGUGCUUCAUCUUUUGUAUUUUCAAAAAAUGCUUUGGGAAAAAGAAAAAGCCAAAGAAAGCAAGGGAGGGGAAAACAGGUCGCCGCAGAAAAGCAAAGGAAGGUGAAGGAGAGGCUGGAGAGAAGGAUGGUGAGAUGAAGAAGGAAGGGGAGGAAGAGGAGAAAGACCAGGAGAAGCUGGGUAAACUGGAGUUCUCCUUGGACUAUAACUUCACAGAUUCCCAGCUCAUAGUGGGUAUCCUUCAGGCUCAGGAUCUUGCUGCUAUGGACAUGGGAGGAACUUCAGACCCUUAUGUUAAAGUCUUUUUUAUGCCAGACAAAAAGAAGAAGUACGAGACAAAAGUUCAACGCAAAAACUUAUGCCCUGUUUUCAAUGAGACUUUCAUCUUCAAGAUUCCAUAUGCAGAGUUGGGUGGAAAGAUUUUGAUACUGCAAGUUUUUGACUUUGAUCGAUUCUCCAAGCACGAUAUGAUUGGUGAAAUAAAGAUUCCGAUGAACAGUAUUGAUUUGGGCCAGCCAAUGCAACAAUGGAGGGACUUAGAGAGUGGUGAGAAAGAGGAGGAAAAACUGGGCGAUAUCUGCAUUUCUUUACGUUAUGUACCGACUGCUGGAAAACUGACAGUGAACAUUAUGGAGGCAAAGAAUCUUAAGAAAAUGGACGUUGGUGGCUUAUCCGACCCUUACGUGAAAAUUGUUCUGCAACAAAAUGGUAAACGGAUUAAGAAGAAGAAGACGACAGUCAAGAAAAACACACUCAAUCCUUACUUUAAUGAGAGUUUCAGCUUUGAGGUCCCCUUUGCGCAAAUACAGAAAGUGCAGGUUGUCAUCACAGUAUUUGACUACGAUAAACUCGGGAGCAAUGACCCAAUUGGAAAGACUUUCAUGGGCUAUGGAGCCACAGGAGUCGGCUUGCGCCACUGGUCAGAUAUGCUUGCCAAUCCCAGGCGUCCAGUCGCCCAGUGGCACACGCUCAUGCCCGAAGAGGAAGUUGAUGCAGCGCUCAAAGCAAAACCUCGUUAGAGUCCCAAUCUCAAUGGAGUAACAGGCUGAUGAAAUGUUACUAUGUGUCAAACCUGGUGUGUUCUCAAAUUGCAUGGUCUGUUUUCCACUUUGUUUUUUUUUCUGAAAUGCUUUCUUGUAAGUAUGUGUAUGUGUGGACCAUGUGUGUGCAAGUAUAUUGUACAAACAUUUUUUGAUAUUUUAUUGUUGAUAAAUCCUUAGCUUCCCCAUGUGACUCAUGGAAAACACUUAUCUGUACACGUGCGUCUUUUGUGUGGGCUGAUAAGAUAAGGAAAGUCUUUUAUCCUACAGUGGGGAAAUAGUUUGGCUCAUUUUGUAGUGCUGUGGAUGUUAGACAUAGGCUAUUAGUGAAAAUGCUAAUAAACUUAAAAUGUACAUUUUUCA
This is a messenger RNA of Mugil cephalus (flathead mullet), 1871 nucleotides long. RefSeq names its product synaptotagmin Vb (gene syt5b). Gene Ontology annotation, biological process: regulation of dopamine secretion; cellular response to calcium ion; calcium ion-regulated exocytosis of neurotransmitter. Gene Ontology annotation, molecular function: calcium-dependent phospholipid binding; clathrin binding; calcium ion binding. The record is from RefSeq and is a predicted model, not a curated record. Gene Ontology annotation, cellular component: dense core granule; synaptic vesicle membrane; axon. The transcript is spliced from 9 exons. Lineage: Eukaryota; Metazoa; Chordata; Actinopteri; Mugiliformes; Mugilidae. Bases 228 to 1487 code for a protein of 419 amino acids.